Molecule: messenger RNA, 6771 nt
Organism: Poecilia reticulata (guppy)
Lineage: Eukaryota; Metazoa; Chordata; Actinopteri; Cyprinodontiformes; Poeciliidae
Source: RefSeq, a predicted model, not a curated record
AUGUUAUGCAGCUUGAACUGAACUGUUCAAACAGCCUCGAUGAAGUUCUUUUUUUGUAUUACUAAACUCCGCCCUGGUGGCCGACUUGAACCGACUUCUUUUAAGAUUUCAAAGCGGCGAGUUUGAGUCCGGGUGGAGGGUCAGAGCGGGCUUCCAAACACGUGUUACAUCGACCUCCAAAUCUAUAUCUAUUCAUGAAAUAUUCCGCUGAACUUUCAUGCUGAGCUUAUUUAUAGUUUGAGGGGAACAGUGUGACUACUAAACUUGUUUUCGAGGAGGAAACGCGCUGCAAACUUUGAGCGGCACUGUACUCAUGUGUUAUACAUUUGUAACAAACAGAAACGUUUUGACUUGAACUCGUUUUUUUUUCUUUUUUUGCUGAAAAUAGUUAUUUGUAACGCAUUUUGAUCGUUUUAUUUAGCUUUAGUUGUUAUAAUAUAAACGAGACACAACUGGAAAGCACUGCAUGAUCCUCUAUGUACUGCAUCACUGAUUCCACUGAGAAGACCUGAGACAUGAGCGAGAAACACACGCUGGAAGACACUAAACUAAAUCCGGAAGACUCGGCGAACCAUGCGAAGCUCGAGGCGGGCGACGCGUCUAAGCUCCCCGGCGACCGGAGCUCAGAGGACGGCCACGGGGAGCCGCAGCCGACCCGUCUGUACAAACGCCGCUGGAUUAUCGUGUUUCUCUUCAGCUCCUAUUCGCUGUGCAACUCGUAUCAAUGGAUCCAGUACGGAAUCAUCGGAAACAUCUUCAUGAAGUUCUACAACGUGGAAGCGUUCACCAUAGACUGGAUGUCGAUGAUCUACAUGCUGACGUACAUCCCGUUGAUCUUCCCGGUGACCUGGCUGCUGGACAGAAAGGGGCUCCGGGUGAUCGCGCUGGUGGGCACGGCGCUCAACUGCGUCGGGACGUGGGUCAAAGUGGCCAGCGUCCGGUCCGAUCUGUUCGCCGUCACCUUCCUGGGGCAGUUCUGCUGCUCCUUGGCGCAGGUCUUCAUCCUGGGGAUGCCGUCGAAAAUCGCCUCUGUGUGGUUCGGUUCGGAGGAGGUGUCCACCGCCUGCUCCAUCGGAGUCUUCGGGAAUCAGAUGGGCUGUGCCAUCGGGUUCCUCUUACCUCCAAUCCUGGUGCCUAACUUGGAAGACAUGGACGAGCUGGCAGAGCACAUCAAAACCAUGUUCUACAUAACAGCAGGAGUGGCUACUUUUCUUUUUAUCCUCGUUAUCUUUGUUUUCCAGGAGCGCCCGAAGCUUCCCCCGACUCUGGCGCAGGCCUCAGCUCGCGCAAUGCCACCAGAGGACUACUCCUAUGUAGCGUCCAUCCUCAGGCUGCUUCGAAACAAACCCUUUGUGCUCCUCAUCGUCAGUUAUGGUCUGAAUGUGGGCUGCUAUUACGCUGUAGGAACCCUGCUGAACCGCAUGAUCAUCGACCGUUACCCUGGUGAAGAAGUGAAUGCUGGGAGGAUUGGGCUCACAAUUGUCGUUGCAGGGAUGGUUGGCUCCCUGAUCUGUGGAAUCUGGCUCGACAGAACAAAGACAUACAAACAAACUACUCUGGCUGUGUACGUCAUGACUCUGGUGGGUAUGAUCGUAUACACUGCGACACUCGACCAGGGACUCCUCUGGGUGGUGUUCAUCACUGCUGGAUGUCUUGGGUUCUUCAUGACAGGCUACCUGCCUCUCGGUUUCGAGUUUGCAGCUGAGCUGACGUACCCAGAGUCAGAGGGAACGUCUUCGGGAUUGCUGAACUGUUCAGCACAGGUGUUUGGCAUCAUAUUCACCAUCUGCCAAGGGAAAAUCAUCGACAAGUUUGGGACGUUGGCAGGAAACAUCUUCCUCUGUGUCUUCCUGCUAAUUGGCUCAAUAAUGACAGGUUUGAUCAAGUCUGAUCUACGGAGACAAAAUGCAAACCGACUGGCCAAAGAAGAGGCGGAGAGGCGGAUGCUGGAGCAAGACUACGGAGCGACAACCCAAAUCUCACCCCAGCCACAAACUCCUUCCUCUCAAGCCUGAUCAAACAAAAAUUUUCUGUGCACACAAAAAAAAAAUCUCCUCAAAUUUUAGCUCAACACACAGCAUUAGAAAGGUAGGAGCACAGAACAAUCACACACCAUUGUUGAUUAUCUUGCCACCUUCUGUACACUAUUUCACUGCGCACCUUUAAAUCUCUCCACUCUGUCUCUCUGUAUGUGAAGAUCAAUGCUUAAUCAACUGUAUUUUUUAAAAUUCUUUCAGUGUGUUGCUUGAAAUGAUUUUUUCCCCAGAUUCAGCGAAUUAAUCUGAGCGAGCAAAAUGCGUUUUGCUCAAAUUACUUUUUUCAAAUGCAUUAUUACGGACACUGAAGAAAAUACAUUUAGCUAACUCACCAUGUAAAAGGUACUUUUGCAAAAGGAAAAGAAAAAUCCCCAACAGCUGAGCAUAUUUGUUAGUCUCUUAAAGAUUUUUCUUUCACAUCUUAUUUUAAAUAAUUUAUGGAUAAAAUUUAAAAAUCAAACUAAUCUCUGUUUAAGGGUUUAAGUGUAGCUCAAAGGAAGUCGGUAGAAUAAACCAGAUCAUAUUUUCACCGUUUGUUUUCCUCAUAAUUUGCAGCAUUAAAGUAGCCAUAUUGUGAGACUGUAGUUUGGCAUACUACUGACAUUUAUCUUUUUUUUUUAAUAGCAGAAUUUCAUUUAAGCUUCAUGUAAUCUCUCAUGAUCCUCCCAUCACCGUACUUUACUGCCUCCAUCUGAUGUUUUUGUUGCUUUAGCUGUGAGAAUCUUUGCUAACUCUUUGUCAGUCAGGACGAGAAACACUUGGCAUUUCCUGUUGAAAUGUUUAAUUUUGUGAGAACCCAUCCACAACUUCAGCAGGCUUUAAUUGUGCCGUCUGCAGUGUGGGGUAGCUCAAGAGGUAGAAAUCUUGUCAAAUCCCCAACACUAUGCACUUGGUGUAUAUGAAUCACCUCAUAAAACUGACAUAACCUUUGACCUGCUCGACAUUUUGUUAUGGAAAAUACCACAAACUUUGUAUUUUAUUGGGAUUUUAUUUGAUAUAACAACACAAAGUAGUGCCUGAUUGUGAACUGUUAGAACUCGAUAGUUUAAUGUUUGUUUUUUUUCUCUUUACUUUUAAUGAAUUAGCAUGAAAUGGUUCUCAUUUGUUGUUGGUGGUAAGAACCAAACGUACUCAGUGUGAAGCAUUAUUAUCAGGCAUGUUUUUGUGUAAAUACGCUUACUAUGUUUGGCUAAACAUGCAAGUCAAAUGGCUAAUUUUGGUGUACAUAUAGACAUUUAUAUUAACUUAAUACGUUUUUUAAUUUACAGAAACCUCCUGAUUCCACCAUGGGAAACUUGGACUUACCCACCAUCAUCAAAGAAGUCCGGUUAUAGAGGAAUUAAUUUAAUCUUCGACGAUUUUAAUAUGAAGGACUGAUAAUCAUGAAACCAUCAGAUUGUUUUCUCUUCUGGAUAGACUGAGACAAAUGUGUGAAACAAUGCUGCCUUGACAGUUUGAUCUGUCAGUAUUUAAUUUUUUUAUGUUUAUUAAUAUUAUCUGACUAAAAUAGAGCAACAAAGUUUGAUACUUUGUUGUUUCACUUUAGAUUUGAUUUCAUUGCACAGUAGUUUUGAGAUUUAGGUGUCUGAUUAUGUCCAGAGUUGCUGGGAAAACUGAAAUCGUAAUAGUGUUUUUUUUGGUUUGUUUUCUUUUUUUUUAUUAAUAUUUUUUUAUUUUUUUGUGCAAACCUCACAAGGUGAGGGGCAGUGUUUUUACUACUAGAGUAUGUCAAAACCCAAUUAAUGAAAACAAAGAGAAAUAUCUGCACACUUUUAUGAAAACAGUCACAACUUGUGCUGCUGUAGUAGAAUCCAAUAUUAGAGACUGACUUAAAGGGGCAGUGUUAUAUAAAAUUGACUUUCUUGAACUUUACACCAUGUUAUAAUGUUAUUCCCUCAUCAAACACAUACCUGAAGUAUUGCCUUGAUUCUUCCAUUCAUGUUUGAGAAAUUAUUCAGUCUCCCGUGGCAACCAUUCAGCUGUGCACAAAGCCUGGGGGGACCUAGCACCACCUUCGAGAUGCAACUUCACCUUCGUGCUGCAGUUUUGGAGCUUCUGAGCUUCCGCCUCACAGAGCAGACCUCCCCAGCAACUGCCCCACUCAGCUCCUUCAGACUAGUCAGCAGCAAUUAGUGAACACCUGGUGGAUCUGCUGAGCUUGUUAUGCGAGCUACUUCUCAGUGCAACGCUGGUAAAACCGCUGUUGAAGGGUUAAUACUUCCUGAAUGAUGUGAUUACUUCCUGAAAGUGAGAGUUUUCAGAGAAAGAGACCCAAUUUCAAGUCACUAAAUACUGAAGUCAAAUUUCUUUUGAGUGAUAUUUGUUAUAUGCAGCAUUUUUAUAACAACUGAAGGCAAAAUAGUUAGUUGAUUGUGCCAUAAAAUUUCACUAUGUGCCUACAAAACAGAUAAUAUUUUCCCCUUCACAGGAGAAAAUAUCCAUGUAAUUUAUCAGCGAGCAGAGCGUUCAGUUUUCGAAGGGCUGAAUCUAAACAGCACGUUUCUGGUCACGCUGACUAUUCAAAGCACUUUACACCAAAGCCAGAUUCAACCAAUCAUGCUCACAUUUGUACAAGACGUAGAUUGGUAGACAAUUUGGCACAUUGACAAAUGGCAGAAAUCAAACCCACAACUGUUGGAUUGCAAGACAAUUAAUUAGCUGCUGAGCUGCAGUUGCCCUUGAGCCACAAUCACCCAUAAAGCCCUCUUUACCUUCUGUGAAGACAAGUCAUCACUCCCCUUGCAAACAUGUACAGUGGCCUACAGUUAUUGGUGCCCCUGGAGAAGAGGUGAAGAAGCCCCUUACAUCAAUUGUUAUUAGGGACAUUUGGCAACCCUGAUAUUUGUCCUCUUAGUUUCAGUAGCCUACUUUAAUUUUCUUUAAAUUUUCUCUACCUUCCUUUUCACUUGGUAGGGACCUUGUGUGUCAUUGUUCCAGUUAUUUCACUUUUGUUAUUUCUCCUGUUAUUUCUCUUUAGGUUGGUAGUUAUUUUUCUUUCAACCACUCUAAUGACUAGACUAAAUUUCUCUCACGUCAGCUGAGUGUUUUUUGUCUUUCACAUUUUUGAAGACCGUCACUAAAUCUAGCCUCUGUGUUAAGUCAUAUUGGAAACACAUUUUGAAAAAGAAAAAGAUGGUUUUCCAAUUAAACACUAAUUACCUUGGAACUCUAAAGAAACAAAUGGCAAUCGUAUUUCAGCUACAUUCUUAGACUCGAUUAUUUUUCCCCGGUGGAUUAUUCUUUUCAAAUUAAAAGAUGGAUUUUUCUAAAAUUGGCAGUGCAAAGAAAUAUUUAAGGUGCUAUACUGUGAUAAAAAUGAUGUAAACUUUAUAACUGUUUUAUUUUUGAAAAAUAAGACUUAUUUAUAACAAAAGAGGGAUUCUAGUUUCUUGCAAUCAUACUGAAGUUUAUUUCUUAGGGAUUUAAGUACAUAAAAAGAACUAGUCAGAAAAUUAGAGAAGAAAUUUGGGAACAAUAUUGAUUCAGCAACACAGACCCACACCCUGCAUGCAAACAUCCACACUCAGGCACAGGAAUCAAAUUAAAGUUUGGACUAAUCCUGAUUUAUUAUUAUUUUUAAAGUUUUUGAUUCUCUGAAUUAGUAAAAUACAAUAAGUGUCAGACAAACAGCCACACUUGCUUACAGGCACUGAAUGACUCUUGCUCUGAUUACACUUUAUAGUUAUUAUACUUUAGACGCUCAUGGAUGUCAUUAGAGUGGGAUAAGAGGUUGUUUUGCUAAUCUAAAAGGUUCAUCAAGGAUAUUUUCAAGGUCAGUUAGAGACAGUUAUAAAAGUGUGAAAGGUCAGAUUUGAAGUGUUAGUGCUGAGUGCUAAUUUCACUUAAAAAAAAAAAAAACAACUGACUUUUCACCGAUUCAACAGUCUGGACGUUUUCCACAUGUCCUCUUGUGUUGACUGGUUACUUUGUUUUCACAGUUUUACGGAUUAUCACUAUAAGCACACUUACUCUCUUAUGUUCCUCUAGAACCAUUAAGAUUAGCAUUAAGCAUUAUUGUCUUUUUUGGUCAUUUUUGUCAAAAAUGUCUCAUGUAUUUUCUUGAAAACUGUUUUAUUUUUAUUUUGCCAUAUUGUUUUCAGCUGACACUGGUGUUGACUGACACAAACAAAUGCUGUAACACAACCUCCAGAGGGCGCCCUUCAUCCAUUUCUCUGUUUGACCAGUGCACAUUCAACAGUGGAACAGCCUGAUUUUUGUCAUUGUCAAAAAUGAUGGCUAACCAUUGUUCUUCAGUUUUCAACAGUUGUUUCUUUUGAAUUAGACUGGCAAUUGAGAUAUUAAAAUAAACAAGAGAAGCAGCUCUAUAAAAGAAGAAAAAAAACACAUCUAGCCUAUUUUAUCUUUUAAUUUUAUUGCACUUUUUUCCACAUUUUUCCCCCCCCACUACAUAAAUCUAGGUGGAAUCUUUAAUUUAUUUUUGACUGACUAACCUAGAGCCUCAUAAUGUUGAUGAGUCACUAACAUUGUCACUGUAUAUCACAGUUCAUGUCAGUAGAAGGAUAUCCAUGAUUAAGACACGGAAAAAUAUUUUGUAAUUUAAUUUGUACAAAUAUUCCUGUUUACUUUUUUAACAUAAAAUUAUUUUGUAAAAGUUCUUCUUACAAUUACUUGUCACAUUAUGUGCAUUUCACAAUGAAACUUACAUGUUGUACUCUCAUGUUGUCUGUUAAUUUCAAGCCCAGAUUCACCAGUAAAAGUCUAAAAUUAACAUUUA